Molecule: messenger RNA, 2297 nt
Organism: Ooceraea biroi (clonal raider ant)
Lineage: Eukaryota; Metazoa; Arthropoda; Insecta; Hymenoptera; Formicidae
Source: RefSeq, a predicted model, not a curated record
AACGUUUUUGUAGGAAUAUAAAACUGGAGCGUUAGCUUUAAGCUCCACGUCAAACACUGAUGCUUCUUUUUCAUAAAUUACGAAUAAUUAUCAGCUUGCGAUUUCCAACAUGAACUUCACAUUAUCACUAUCAUAUUUACGUUAAAUGGCGUUAAGCGACGAACGAACGCAUAAAUUUCACACUUUUGCGAUGAACGUCAACGCACAGUUUACUGAGAGAUAAGUCUGAAUGAAAUUGCUUGCGAGAAAUGUUGUUUUACAUAAAGAGCACACCGUCUGAAAAAAUCGAUAUAAGAGCAGUCUAGUUAUCUCUGUAAACGUAGUUAGCCGUCAAACAUACGUUGCAGAUUGAUUACGUUAUUUCUAUUUUUCGGUAAGUGAGAGAGAAUCUAUCAUUUGAUCUAUCUUGACGACGAUUAAAUUAAUUAACCGUCACUUAUUAUAAUCAUUUGUACUCUUUCUGUAAAUGUCCAUCUUAGGAGUCGCAUAUCCUGCAACGGCAAAGCAUAUUUAUCACAAUGAGACGCUUUCCGCGCAAACGGCAUUCGAAAAAAAUCAAUCGGAUACUGCGGCUUUUGUUCUGAUAAAUCCAAAACAGAUUCAACGUGCGGGGAUAACAGUAAGGAACUUCUUGGCGAAAUUAACCGGGCCGAUCGCUCAACCGAUAAUGAGAUUGUCGUCUCCUGAUGGAGAUAAUUUACAAAAGACAAUAAGCGAAGUAUGCAAGAUUAUACGAGAGAAAGUUAUGGAGUUUGCGCGAGCUUGCGGGUUGAUCACAUCAGUUCGUUCGUAUGAGCAAAUACCAUGGAACUCCACGAUGUCUGAGGAUUGGUUUACGGAAGGUCUGGUCCAGGCAUCACUUUUGCUGUGUGAUCUCGCCAGAAUGGGAGAGGAACUUUGGCUCACGAUCGAUCGUUAUUCCGAUGCGUAUAACAUAUCUCUACACGAGAGUAAUAAAUUAUCAACACGCAAGACAGCAAAAAGCUUUAAGUUCUUGGGCGCUAUAAAUGACGCCACUAGAUUCAACGAAAUAUUAUUCAAAUGUUUACGAUCGAAUAGGUACAGAAAGAAGCGAUCAUCAUCUUUUAAUCUUAAUCAGGCUAUUAUGAAUUUAGCAAGAGGUUCGCCGGACAACACUGUGAAGUCGUUUAAGUCGAGAUUAGAUCGAGCUCUCUCCCGUUCAACACCAAGUAACGGCACAUCCAGUGAACAAUUGUACGCGCUGCUUUGUCAUUCACUUGUCGAAAGGACCAGUCACUACGGCGAUUGUAUCAAGGAAUUGCGAUGUCUCGUGACUUGCGUGUUGUCUUCAUCGAAGCAAGACACGAGUGCGGUGAUCGCCCAUCGUACAUUUCCUGUCAAACCAUGGCUGACCGCUAUUGAAGACCUAAGCGACUGCAAGAUUUAUGUGAAUGCAGAUGAUAGCGCAAACGUUCGCUGCAAUUUCGAGCGAAGAUUACCGCGAACCGUAUCGCGGCAAGUGAAGUAUAUUUACGAGAAAAUUUUGGACCGCCGAAUACCUGAACGAUCGACCCUUUAUCAUAUCGCAAAUGAACUUGGAAGUGUUCUUACGAGGAGCAAAUGGGGAAAACAAUUGGUCUACGAUGUGUGUCAGUAUUUCGCGAUUUAUCAGGAAGGUCGCAGGAAGUUGCGCGCGCUUUCGAAAAUUGCAGCUAAAGACCAGAGAGCCGCUGCAAGGCACAAGAAGAUAUCCAAAUCAUUGAAUUUAUACAAAGAUGGAAUACUAAGAAAAACGAUGCUCGCUAUUGGUAACUUUCAUCGUUCUGCAUUAGAGACACAAAAGUUUUUCAUUCAUGGUAUCCGAAGUUCGACCAAGGGAUCAUGGCACAUCAAACUCUUUGCCUGCUUCUCAGAAUGGAUGACUAAACUUUUGGAAUUAUUUGGAUGUACACAAUUGGAUGAUACAGAUGUUAAUAUGCCGAUUCCUACUAUUCCGUCAAUUACGACAGAUUCAGUCGAUGAAACAACAAUAAGCGAUACUUUUUAUGACAGCAGUAAUGAAAUAAAACAUCUUGUAAUACAUCGCAAAAAAGAUCAGAUGAGGAAAGAAACUGAUAAAGCCUUUGAAAGAUUGUUGCAGUCGAUGAAUCACCCAUGUUCAUGGAGACAAUUGGUUUCGUUUCUACGCUUUUUUGCUUGGGAGAUCAAAAACCUGAAUCCAGCUUUGAAGAGAUAAAGGAAGAUUGGGUUCCACCUAAACGUAAUCGUAAAGCAUUGUUUUUAACAGAUUUUACAAGAAUUAAUAAAAUCAAUAAAGAUUUUCCAAUGAUAUUUAA